Messenger RNA from Hermetia illucens (black soldier fly), 792 nucleotides. RefSeq names its product protein spaetzle-like. The transcript has 4 exons. The coding region runs from base 133 to 756 and encodes 207 amino acids. Gene Ontology annotation, cellular component: extracellular region. Gene Ontology annotation, molecular function: Toll binding; growth factor activity. Gene Ontology annotation, biological process: regulation of Toll signaling pathway; central nervous system formation; innate immune response. The record is from RefSeq and is a predicted model, not a curated record. Lineage: Eukaryota; Metazoa; Arthropoda; Insecta; Diptera; Stratiomyidae.
GGAGAUUACGUGGAUCAGUGUGGGUUUGAUACCCGUUCUGUCGAGGCGAUUCUAAUAAUUAGUACGAAAAAUAAAGAUAGUUUUAAAAUUUUGCGGAAAAAUCGUCAAAUUCGACGGAAUUACAUUGUUACGAUGGUGAUCAUAUAUCGGGUUCAUAAUAUCAAAUCAAAGUUUUGCUCUGUGAUGAUUUUACUUUAUUUGCUGUCUGUGAUGGUAUUGUCAAUUCAAGGGGAAGAAGCAGAUAUAAAAUUUCCGGAUGGAACCAUGGCUAAGCCAAGAUGCAAGGGGAACAGAACCGACGUUUACUGCAAUGUUGUAGAUAAUUAUCCAGCAGCACAUUUGGAGAAACUUAUAGAAGCAGAUUCCAAAAGAUUUACAGAGUUGUUCGGCGAGGAUUUGCUUCUAGUUGAUUUUGCCAGUAAGUUCGAUCGUCCUGGAGAGGAAUCACUUUGUCGUCACGUUGAACAGUUAAUAUUCCCACAAGAAGCCAUCAAUCAUGAAGAUCAAUGGAAGGUCAUAAUUAACUUUGGCAACUAUAAGCAGGGAAUUCGAAUAGAGCGCUGCUUAGGUGCUGGUGAAAACUGCAUGAUGACUGAAAGUUUCCCGAAUUAUUACAAAACAGAGUGCAGACAAAUCUAUGUUUAUCGACCACUUUUAACAUUAGAUAAAUUAGGUGACGAUGCGAAAAUCGUCAAGGAACAGUUCAGAUUUCCUGGCGGUUGCAAAUGUAUUUUGAAAAAACCGGAAUUGCCAUAAAAAAUGUAAAAUUAUUAUAUUCACAUAUUGUUGAAA